AGAAACCUCGAAGCUGUUCAAGAGAAAAGCCAUGGUAAUGUUUGCGUCGAUCUUUCCUUUUCUCUAGGCUGUUUCCCUAAGAAAAGAUGGCAGAUCCGUGGCAAGAGUGUAUGGAUUAUGCAGUGGGUUUGGCGAGGAGAGCUGGGGAGAUAAUCCGUGGAGCACUCAAAGAAGAAAUAUCUGUAAUGACUAAAAGUUCACCAGUAGAUCUAGUGACAGAGACUGAUCAAAAAGUAGAAAACUUCAUUAUUUCUUCAAUAAAAGAAAAGUAUUCUUCUCACAGCUUUAUUGGAGAAGAGUCUGUUGCAGCUGGAGCGGGCAGCAUUUUAACAGACAACCCCACAUGGAUUAUAGACCCUAUUGAUGGAACCACCAACUUCGUGCACAGGUUUCCAUUUGUGGCAGUUUCAAUUGGCUUUGUUGUAAACAAAAAGAUAGAGUUUGGAAUUGUGUAUAGUUGCAUAGAAGACAAGAUGUAUACUGCCAGAAAAGGAAAAGGUGCAUUUUGCAAUGGCCAGAAACUGCAAGUAUCAGGCCAAGAAGACAUCACAAAAUCUCUUUUAGUAACAGAAUUGGGGUCAAAUCGUGAUCCAGAGGCUAUAAAAAUAAUUCUUUCUAACAUGGAAAGACUUCUCAGUAUUCCUAUUCAUGGGAUUAGAGCAGUUGGUACAGCAGCUGUGAACAUGUGCCUUGUGGCAACAGGAGGAGCUGAUGCCUAUUAUGAAAUGGGAAUUCACUGCUGGGAUAUGGCAGGAGCUGGAAUCAUUAUUACUGAAGCUGGUGGAGUCCUGCUAGAUGUAACAGGUGGACCAUUUGAUUUGAUGUCUCGAAGAAUAAUUGCAGCAAGUAGCCGAGCUAUAGGAGAGAGAAUAGCCAAAGCACUUCAAGUAAUUCCUCUGAGAAGAGAUGAUGCAACUAACUGAAUACCAAAGCUACACCUUAAAUGUCAUUAUCUAACAUUGUCUCAUACUCCCAUAGUGGUUGUUCUACACCUUGAGUAGAUGGUAGUCAUUUGGUACUGAUGUGACUGCUAAGUAGUGCUUUGAGAUUGGAACAACAUUCUAAGUAGGCUUUAACUGUUGAGUAUUUCAUUUAGCAUCACAACUAGAUAAAAAUAUAGAAAAAGAAGCAGAUAUAUGCAACUAGUAUUUUCAAGUUUUAUACUACACUGGAAUGCACAGCAAGGCACUCUUUGAUGUAUAGAUAAACAAAGUUCUCUAGUUCUAUAAGUGACAAACAAAAAUCACUGUCCUAACACCACAUGAUCACAUCUGAUCCCGAACCCAAAAAGAUGAAGGCAUUACUGUUCAUCCAGUCUUUAUCUGGUAUCUAUUUCCUUACCUUGUUGCAGUUUUUUUAGAGCUGGUUGACACAUUUCCAGACUUGUUAGUUGUCUGCACUUUUGGCUCCAAUUUAGAGCCCUUAUUACUUA
Acanthisitta chloris (rifleman) is the source of this 1432-nucleotide messenger RNA. RefSeq names its product inositol(myo)-1(or 4)-monophosphatase 1 (gene IMPA1). The coding region runs from base 87 to 923 and encodes 278 amino acids. Gene Ontology annotation, biological process: inositol metabolic process; phosphatidylinositol phosphate biosynthetic process; signal transduction. Lineage: Eukaryota; Metazoa; Chordata; Aves; Passeriformes; Acanthisittidae. The record is from RefSeq and is a predicted model, not a curated record. The transcript is spliced from 8 exons. Gene Ontology annotation, molecular function: inositol monophosphate 1-phosphatase activity.